This is a messenger RNA of Plenodomus lingam JN3, 927 nucleotides long. RefSeq lists its product as uncharacterized. The record is from RefSeq and is a predicted model, not a curated record. Gene Ontology annotation, biological process: protein autophosphorylation. Gene Ontology annotation, molecular function: transmembrane receptor protein tyrosine kinase activity; ATP binding. NCBI's taxonomy places the organism in Eukaryota, Fungi, Ascomycota, Dothideomycetes, Pleosporales, Leptosphaeriaceae. Gene Ontology annotation, cellular component: plasma membrane; plasmodesma.
AUGUCUCACAUCACAUAUACCGUAGUUCAUCGGUACCUCCCUCCGAAUGUUAAGCGCAUCAUUGCUCGAGGUGGCGAUUGCUGGAUUGGAGAAGUCGACAAUACUACCGUCCUCAAGUAUCCGCAGACGCAGGAGAAGACGAAAUGGGGACUUCAGAUCGAAGCCAAAAUGUUCGACGUUCUCGGGAGCCACCCUCGAAUUGUACGAUCGAAGGGACUGACGGAAGAUGGCCUUCUUCUUGAAUUUGCCGCGCACGGCAAUCUGCACGACUACCUCACCGCUCAUCCAGAGACGACUCUUGAGCAACGGUUGACCUGGUGCAUACAAGCCACCGAAGCUAUAGGCUACGCUCAUUCCAAAAGAAUCCUUCAUUGCGAUAUACGCCACGAUAAUUUUCUGCUUGACGUCAACCUCGACCUUAAGCUUGCUGAUUUCCAAGGCCAACACUUCUCUGCGGAUGGGACAAUUCUCCUUGAUGGCUUGUCCCUCGAAUCCACAAAAGCAUACCUACCCCGAACACCUGCAGAUCACGCAAGAAUAACAACAGAUCUCUUUGCUCUUGGAAGUGCUAUUUAUUUCAUUAUGAUGGGCCACGAGGUGUUCCCAGACCUGGAUAACACGGACGAGGACGAAAUUGAGCGUCGAUUCCGCGCGGAAGAAUUUCCCACUGACCAGCAUAUGUGUUGUGGAAUCACCGAAAAUUGCUGGAAACAGUUCUAUUCGUCAGCGCAACAAGUUCUCAACGACUUGAAGGGCACUUGCGAUGCUAUCGCUCGCGGCGAAAGACCAGAUUAUGAUACUGACCGCAGUUUCGCGGUCUUGAAUGAGGAGGGUCACCUACCGACACCCUGGCUCACUGGUCUUUGUGACGAAGCGCUAGCGCCGGAAGUACCACCCCCAACUCGGCAGCUUGUAGGGUUUGAUUGA